GUCGUCGUCGUCGUCGUCGUCGUCGUCAUAUUAAUUGGUUUGGCUUCGCUCGCUUUGCUCGAUACACGGUUGCGUGAUCAACGCGAAUAUGAAAAUCGAUCGAUCGUAUUCGAAGCGUGGUGUAGCCUAUAGUAAUUGAAUCUAGCUAGAUCGAAAUCAGCCAAUAACUGUGCGUUGGCGUCGCGUUUUAUAUGCAUAUAAAUAUGAAAUCUUUCCGAUGCGUGAUAAAAUGUAGAUGAUCUACCCUCUAUCUUCUACAAACGGUGUGCCUUCGCCUUGAAAACCGCAGAUGUACCAUGACAAACUACAUGUUUAGCACCUUGGACUUGGCUCAUAUCGCGUCCGAGUUUGAGUCAGCGAUAUAUCAUGACCAGUGUUCUCCUGGUUCUCACGCUUUUCUUAGAGUCAGAGCCGCGUGAUGUUGCAUAUUCAUAGAAUUACAUUCACGUACAUAUACAUGUACGUAGGUAUGUACGUAGAUCGUGAACGUUACAAAAUCUUCCUGUCUCUGUUUCUCGGCGGCGGCGACGGCGACGGCGACGACGACAAUAACGACGACGACGACGACGACGACGACGUCGACUCCAGUUGCAGCAGCGGGACGGUCAAAGGAGCUCGUCGGAUAUUUGUUGGUUCAGUCGGUUCCGCCGAGCAGCCAAUCUGGAUAACGAAGGAUGGCGCUCGUGAUGGUGAUGCCAUCUUACCGGGUGCUCGCCAAUCGCAUAACGAGGGUGACGGCCGCGUGAACGGUGCACCCGGUGUCGUGGACGAAUGGAGCCGAAGUGGUCCGCCCUCGUUUUCUAUGUCGGCGGCGGAAUCGCCGCCGCCGCCGCCACCGCCGUCGGUGGUAGAUCUCAACCCGAAUCUUCAAGACUCUGGACAUUUCUCGGCUAGUCCCGAACGCAUCGAUGGUGUUUGCGGCGAGAAGCCCUGCUGCGUGAAGAACGACGAGGAAGAGAGCUACGAGGCGUUCGGUUCCGUCGAAGGUGAUGCCGACGACGGGAUGGACUCGCCGCCGGGUGGUAGUAGCUCCGCACCCUCGCCUACCGGCACCAAUUCCCUCCUCCUCAAAAAUCCAAGAAGUCCGAAUUCAACCAUAGGAAGACAUUCUUGGCUGCGAACGUCACUCAGGCGAACACCUCCCUGCUCUGGAAGAAAGAGGCUUAGUUCCAAUGCUUUAGCAAGUCAGCUUUAUCGAAGCGGCAGUUUCAACAGCUCUGGUAGAGGUUCCAACUGUGAUCCCGCGGACGAUAUGUACAGCGAUGUCUCCCUCGAGGAUGAUGUCAUCAUCGGUCUAAAUCACAAAGUGCAGAUGAUACAAGAACAGAUGGAUGCUUUGGUAGACACUCAAUCGGUCGGAGAAGAGCGUUACGCCAGAGCGAAACAGGAAAAUGCUAUGCUUCAAGCAAGGAUAUUAAUGUUGGAGGAAGCUGCCAAAGACGCCGAGACCAGAGCCGAGGAAAGGCUACAGGCGGAACAACGGAGAUACAGAGACUGGGCAAGUCGUUUGGAACGCGAACGACAGUUGCAAUUAGAAAACUAUGCGAUCAAAUUGCAAGCGAUAGAGUCGGAGGGUACUAAUUUAAGAGAAGAAAUAGGAAGGUUACGCGAACAACUCGAAAAAGUUAAAGCGGAGAAAAGUCGACUGGAAACGGAUCUGGAAGAGGCUAGAAGGGAAUCUGACAGCGCGCGAGAGAGCGAACGUCAGGCCAUAAGCCGUGCGAACGAAGCUCAGUAUCAGGUAGAAGCUGCCAGGCAGGAACUCUCCGUCAGAAUCGGGGAUCAUCAGAGGAUGGAGGAGGAGCUGAUGCAACAGGUGGAAGAACUAAAGACACGCAAUAAAAGUCUGGAGGAAUCGCGAGAUGAAUUGCAAGCUGCGGCGGCUCUGCAGGCAGGCCGUGAACUCUUGCUGCUGAAUCCCUGUAACAACAAUACCGCCGAGAAAGGGCCAAGUCUCGCUGUAGAAUUGCUAGCUGGCAUGAAUCAAGAAGAUCAUCAUCAAAUGGGGGGACAAUUUCUCGGAGAACACGGUGAACCACCCUGUAGUACGUCAGUAUCCGAAAUGAGACAAGCGUUAAAGGAACAACAAGAGGUGAACGCGCAGCUAAGAACGUACAUAGAUGGAAUCUUGUUGAACAUAGUCGAAAACUAUCCUCAAUUGUUAGAAGUGAAACAAACUCAUUGAACUGGAAUUCAGCACUGCACGGUGUCGCGUGCUAGACCGGAGACGGUCCUUUACCGAAUUUAACGUCGAUCGUGUUCCGAGGCAGUUCGAGUACGUAAUACAGACACCACGCGGCUAGAUCAUUGGGAUCUUGGUUCAUUCAUAGAUUUAUACGCGCGGGCGCGCGAAAUUUCGUGAUACGGAUUUCGUAUAUACGGAGAAGCGAUCCAUCCGUCCAAGUAAAGUUAACACGGGUCUCAGAGUGGGUUCGCGCGAUAAUGGUUGCUGUGGUCACUGCCAUUGUUGCUACUCGUUAAUACAAUCUUUUUCGCCACGAUGCUAAAGGCAGUGGACAGACGUUCAAUAUCGCGUAAAAUAGUAAAAUAGUGAAAUAGGUAAACGCGGCGGCGGUGAAUCAAAAUAUCGUAAACUCGGUGUAGCGCUCUGCGAGUAUUUUGAGCUUUACGCGAGAGAACGUCGCCUUUCGUCGCCUUUCGUUGAAAAGUCGCGAACGUUGCACAGUGCCCAUAACAUGCAAUUUAUCGCGUCGUCACGUAAAGUUCUCUUUUUGCGACAGGAGAAACUAUACACCGUAUACACACAGGAAAGACCAGCAGACCAGAUGGGGCAAAAAUAUUUACAAGUUUUUAGCGGGAUUUAGAUGUACGCGAGUACAAAUACAUUUUCACUAUCGAUCACGAUCAGGAAUGUUCGUGAUUGUAUAAACAAAAGUACCUACGCAAAAUUUAAUAUUCAAAAUAUUUUAAUUCGUAGUCUUUACCAGAUACACUUUGAAAAUUUAUACGAA
Molecule: messenger RNA, 2972 nt
Organism: Ceratina calcarata
Lineage: Eukaryota; Metazoa; Arthropoda; Insecta; Hymenoptera; Apidae
Gene: nuf
Product: rab11 family-interacting protein nuf
Exons: 11
Coding region: 419-2185 (588 amino acids)
Biological process (GO): endocytic recycling; regulation of cytokinesis
Cellular component (GO): cleavage furrow; endocytic vesicle; midbody
Source: RefSeq, a predicted model, not a curated record